AUGGCCACCAAUAACAGUGAUACCAAAAAUACUUUCCUAGAAGGUAGGGCCCAAAAUCUAACCGGUGAACAAAAACUAGUUUUACAAAAAGUAUGGGCUCAAUUAUUACUCUUUUGGGGUGUAAAGGUUAAAGUUGAUCAUAUUUUAACCCCAUAUGAUAAAAAAAAUUGUGCAUCGGAAAAAGAAGAAAUGAAAGAAGAGGAAAAGGCGGAAAUGGAGAAACAUACUAUUGAAAACAAACAUACCAAAAAAAAAUCACACAGCGGUGGUUGGUUCGGAUCACAUUCUUCCAGCAAGAAAAAGGAACAUGAAGAAAAGGCAAAGCUAGAGCAUAAGCUUGAAGAGCAAGAUAAAGAAAAUAAAUCAAUUGAAAAACUCAAUAACACACAACACGAAAGUGAUAAUGAAGAAGACAAUGGUGAAACUUUUGAUACUAGAUCUAAUAGAUCUGCUGCUGCUAUUGAGGAGUCGUAUCCUCACUGCUACAUCCAUGAUUCUCUAAAAGAUUUGAAGCCGGAGGAAAUUAAAGAGGAAUUUUGGAACAUGUUAAGGGUAGAAUCUCCUGAUAACUUAUUAUUAAGAUACAUCAGAGCUAGAAAAUGGAACAUUGAUAAGUCACUAGUCAUGAUUUCUCGUACCUUUGAUUGGAGAUUGAAUAAGUUACAACCAGAUAAGAUCCUUAGGGAAGGCGAAAAAUAUGCUUUUGACCAUAAAAUGGAUGGCUUAAUUAAAAACUAUGAAUCCAUGAAAGCUAGCAUUAGAGGGGUUGAUUUAGGUGGUCAUCCAAUUGUUUUGGUUCGGGUUAAAUUGCAUCAUCCUUCCGAACAGACUGAAGAAGAAGUUGAAAGAUAUGCCCUUACCGUGAUCGAGGAGGCCAGGUUAUUUUUAAAAGAACCUAUCGACCAAGCCACCAUUGUUUUUGAUUUAACUGGUUUUAGUUUAUCUAAUAUGGAAUAUUCCCCUGUCAAGUUUUUAAUUGAAUGUUUUGAGGCUCACUACCCUGAAUGCCUAAGCAAGUUUAUCAUCCAUAAGGCACCAUGGGUCUUCAAUUCCAUUUGGAGUAUUAUUAAGAACUGGUUAGAUCCAGUUGUUGCUUCUAAAUUUAUUUUCACCAAGGGCCAUAAAGAUUUACUAAAGUAUAUUGCAUUGGAACAUAUUCCUGAGUAUCUGAGCGGUGGAGAUAAGUAUAACUACCAUUACCAAGCACCUGGCAAUUGGGAUGAAUUGGAUUCUAAAUUAAACGAUCAUGAAACCAGAGAUUUAUUGAUAUCAAAAAGAGACGAAAUUAUUGGUAGAUUUAUAUAUAACACUGUUCAAUGGAUUGAAACUGGUGAGGAUGGGUUUUUUAAGGAAAGAUUAAAAAUUGGUGAAGAAUUUAAAAAUAAUUAUAUUGAAUUGGACCCGUAUAUCAGAUCUAGAUCAUAUUAUGAUUGGGAAAAUUUAUUAAAGCUUUAA
This is a messenger RNA of Saccharomycodes ludwigii, 1455 nucleotides long. It is a transcript of the gene CSR1, whose product is annotated as Csr1p. The record is from RefSeq and is a predicted model, not a curated record. NCBI's taxonomy places the organism in Eukaryota, Fungi, Ascomycota, Saccharomycetes, Saccharomycodales, Saccharomycodaceae. The coding region runs from base 1 to 1455 and encodes 484 amino acids. The transcript has a single exon.